AUGGCGGGUCUGCAUACCUCCCUCAGGCCCCAACCACCGUCUUCUGCAGCCAACAAUCACUCCUUCAUUGUGAAGCUUCUCCUCCUCCUGAGCAUUCUCCCUUUAUCACUCUCUCUCUUCGCUUUCUUCCUUCAGUGGAGAGGCGGUGGCGUCGACGAUCCCAUCUCCCGAUGGUCCCCCGAUGAGUCCCAUAAGUUCCCCGGCAUGGACUCCUCCCCUCUUGCCACCGGGGGACACUCAUCUUCUUCGCAUUCCUUUGAUUGUUCUAUGCUGUUGGGACACUCCAACACGGCGUCGUUUCCUUACUACAGAGACUGGAAAUUUAAAUUUGAUUCGGAUCUGAAGCCCAAGAUAUGUAUUACGACGAGUACGUCUGCUGGCUUAGAGCAGAUUUUGCCAUGGAUGUUCUAUCAUAAAGUUAUUGGGGUGUCAACGUUUUUGCUUUUUGUUGAAGGGAAGGCUGCAUCUCCUGCUGUGUCCAAAGUCCUUGAAUCCAUUCCUGGAGUGAAAGUAAUAUACAGAACCAGAGAGCUGGAAGAGCAGCAAGCUAAGAGCCGGAUCUGGAAUGAAACAUGGCUGUCAAGUUUCUUUUACAAGCCUUGCAAUUAUGAGCUUUUUGUGAAGCAAUCCCUCAACAUGGAGAUGGCAAUUGUCAUGGCAAGGGAUGCUGGCGCUGACUGGAUAAUUCAUCUAGACACUGAUGAAUUGUUACAUCCAGCUGGUGCUCGGGAGUAUUCUUUGAGGCAAUUGCUAAUUGACGUGCCUGGGAAUGUGGACAUGCUCUUUUACUUCGAGAGUGUUACAGUUGGAGAACCAUCUGAACUAGCCCUUGCUGUUUUUCUAUGCUUAUCCUCUUGGGGCGAGGAAGAAAUUAGUGAGAGAGAAGAGCGAGAGCUCUGUUGUUAUGGCUCUGGAGAGGUGGUUUGCAAGGAGAGAGGCGUUGGAAUGGGACCAUUGGGUUAUAGGACCCAAGCGACAGCAACCCACUGA
Fraxinus pennsylvanica is the source of this 990-nucleotide messenger RNA. NCBI's taxonomy places the organism in Eukaryota, Viridiplantae, Streptophyta, Magnoliopsida, Lamiales, Oleaceae. The record is from the annotation of a GenBank genome assembly.